GACAGAACAUUUUAUUGGUCCCAGUCCCUCUCAAGUUCCCCCUAUCAGUUUUCCUAAAUGUUCCUCAUUUAAAUCCCUAAUUAUGUCCUCUCAUCACUAAUUCCCCUCCCCCUCCUUCACGUUCCUCCUAUCGUUGAUUAAUUUCCCUAAUUACCUUUCUCCCUUUAGUCCCUAAUUAUUUUUCCCCAUCUAUUUCCCCUACAAUCUGUUGUGCUUUUAGUCUCCCUUCCCCACAAAAAGCACCUUCUCUGCUUGCAUUUAAUCUUGCGAUUUGUUUGUGAGGUAAUUUAGGAAAAUCUGUGAGGAAAAAUCUUAUCUGUGAGGAGAAUCUGACCACCAAAAAAAGGCUCACAGAAGAAUUAACACAAAAUAAGAGGUGUGAAGUGUGAGUCAACAGCAAGAGAUCUGGACAGCAGGCCUGUCGAAUUAUGGAAGGAGAAAAAGAUGCUUCUCUGAUGCCCUUUGUAAAGCAGUCCAAGAUGGUCAGCAGGCUCCCUCCAGAGGCAGUGGCUCCCAACUCUGACUAUUCCAAUCGCGAAUUUUGGGACUGGCUCAGCCAGCAGCCCAGCUCCUGUUGGAUGGAAGAAUACCGCGAGGCACCAGUCCUGCUGACCUCUGGCCCAGUGGUGCAAAAUGACUGGGUGGCGAUGGGGAGGCAGCCGGCUCUCUUCCUGGCCGACAGUGGUGCCAACGCUCCAGAAGCUCCCUCCCCCAAGGAGCUCUGCAGGGGGAAGAAAAAGGGGCUCAAAAGGAGGAGUUUGAGAAUGUCAGAGCCUUGUCAGUUUUGUACAUCUGGAGAGCUGAAGAGAAGACAGAGCAGCAUUGAUGAGCUCAAGAAGGCGACCUGGGGAGGAUGCAUACCCCAGUCAUGCUGCAGAGGAGAAGACACUGCUGACCCACUCCAUGAAGGCCCUGCAAGCCCAUUUUUCAAGCCAAUGCCCACCCUCCUCUAUGAAGAGUGCUCAUUUGUUGAUGGACGCUGCAAUGCACAGCUCCUGUACCCGCAGUGGAAGCCCUGUGCAAGGGAGCAGCUGGAGAUCCCUCAAGAAAGCCCCGUUGUCUCCUACACUUUGGCCACCCAGAAGAGAGAGCCAACGGCAGUGGCACUGGCAGCAUGCCAGCCUAGUCAAGGAGAGGACGAGGAGGAUGGCUUUUGGGGGUUUGAGCUGCGGUCUGAAGAGUGAUGAUGUUGGCCAUGAUGUAUCUAGGUGUGUAUCUCUCUGUCCCCGUCUCAACUGGAGACCAACCCUACUGGAGCCAUUGCUAUCCCUCUUGUUCUUGUUGAGUUCCUGUUAUUGUUGCAGCAAACAUUGUGGCCUUUUGACGUAUGUGUGUUUGUAUGUCCUCUCUUUCUCUCUCUCUCACACACACACAAACUGCAUUUUCUCCCUCUGGUUCUUUGUGCUGGCAGCAAACCUUUGCUGGUGGGCUGCGAAAAAAGACAAAAUGGGAGGCAGGGAGGAAGAAGCAAGCCAGUGCCACGGAAACUUCGGGAGUGUUUCCAUAGUAAUCGGGUACCAGCAGAAGAGGAGGGGGGCCGGCUGGCAUUGGCUUUGGCAUCCCCCUCCUUUCUCAUGUAGGCGGAUGCUGUGCAGUUAUCAAACCUCUAUUUGGCAAGAGAGAAGGGCCCCUGGCAGCCCCACUCCUC
Sceloporus undulatus (fence lizard) is the source of this 1648-nucleotide messenger RNA. RefSeq names its product inhibitor of CDK, cyclin A1 interacting protein 1 (gene INCA1). NCBI's taxonomy places the organism in Eukaryota, Metazoa, Chordata, Lepidosauria, Squamata, Phrynosomatidae. The record is from RefSeq and is a predicted model, not a curated record. Bases 429 to 1184 code for a protein of 251 amino acids. The transcript is spliced from 7 exons.